Sphenostylis stenocarpa is the source of this 1074-nucleotide messenger RNA. The record is from the annotation of a GenBank genome assembly. NCBI's taxonomy places the organism in Eukaryota, Viridiplantae, Streptophyta, Magnoliopsida, Fabales, Fabaceae.
AUGGACUCUCUCUCCCUCCUCUGGACCGCUGCAAUCCUCGCCGCCGGCCUCUACUGGUUCUUCUGCGUUCUGGGUCCCGCCGAGCAGAAGGGGAAAAGCGCCACCGCCAUAUCCGGCGGCUCCAUCUCGGCGGAGAAAGUCCAAGACAAGUAUAAGCAAUACUGGUCCUUCUUCCUGCGCCCCAAGGAGAUCGAAACCGCCGAGAAAGUCCCAGACUUCGUCGACACAUUCUACAACCUUGUAACCGACAUCUACGAAUGGGGCUGGGGCCAAUCCUUCCACUUCUCUCCCUCCAUUCCGGGGAAGUCCCACCGCGAGGCCACGCGCAUCCACGAGGAGAUGGCAGCGGAUCUCAUCGAGGCCCGCCCCGGCCAGCGGAUCCUCGACGUGGGUUGCGGCGUGGGAGGGCCCAUGCGGGCCAUCGCGGCCCACUCCGGAGCGAACGUGGUGGGCAUCACCAUCAACGAGUACCAGGUCCAGCGGGCCAGGCUCCACAACAAGAAGGCCCGGGUGGAGUCCCUCUGCGAGGUGGUGUGCGGCAACUUCCUCCACAUGCCCUUCCCGGACGACAGCUUCGACGGCGCGUACUCCAUCGAGGCGACCUGCCACGCGCCGAAGCUGGACGAAGUGUACGCGCAAGUGUUCCGCGUUCUGAAGCCCGGGGCGCUCUACGUCUCGUACGAGUGGGUCACCACCGACAAAUUCAGAGGGGAGGAGGCGGGACACGUGGAGACGAUUGAGGGGAUCGAGAGAGGGGACGCGUUGCCUGGGCUGAGGAGCUACGCCGACAUCGCCGAGACCGCGCGUAGGGUUGGUUUUCAGGUCCUGAAGGAGCUCGAUCUCGCUCUCCCACCCUCUCACCCUUGGUGGACCCGCUUGAAGAUGGGUCGGAUCGGCUAUUGGCGGAACCACCUUCUCAUUUCCGUACUCUCCGCCUUGGGAAUUGCGCCCAAAGGUACCCUCCAUGUUCAUCACAUGCUCUUCCAAACCGCUGACCAUUUGACCCGGGGCGGUCACACCGGCAUUUUCUCCCCCAUGCACAUGAUUCUCUGCCGGAAACCCAUCUCUACUUGA